UUCCUUCUGCCAACUUGAAGGAGGGAUGGUUUGAAAUUUGCUCGAGUUUUGCGUCGCCUUCCAAAUUCCACAGUUGGCAUUAGGUUGUAGCCAUGACGCCGCUUGGUUGGGUGUGCGUGGCUGCGACCACCGCCGUCCUGCUUGUCCAGUCUUCGGGCCGUGAGACGGGGCCUGUCCGGGAGUCGGGGCGGCAGGUCCGCACGGUCCCCGCACCGUCUGUAGGGAAAUGUGGCCACAUCAAGGGGGGCGGCGUUUUCCACACACACUUCUACGUCUGCUGCAACAACUGUGACGAGAGCGGCGGAAACCCCACAUGUGACAGGACCACGUACCGGGGUAGAACUACCGGGGAGUACUGCGGCCACUGCGGCGCUGACCAGGGGAACGGCACGCGCGCUAGUUACUUCAGAUGUGGAGGCUGCGCUGGGCAAAGUCAUGUGCAGGAAAUGUGUAACGAGAAGUACUCCAGUUACCCUGGCUUUUGCUGGAUCCACAGCUACUGCUUCCAGCAUCGCUGUAAGAAAUACUUCCCACAGAAGGCCAGGAGGAGCCUUGCCUCUUUCUGCGGUGACGACACCUGUGACAAAGCUGAGAACACCACCACCUGUCCGUUCGACUGCUGCCCGGAGAAAAACCCGGGGGACUGCCAGAGGACCGAGGGCACAUGUCCGCGCGACUGCUGCUCCCAGGCCGGCUGCUGUCUGGUGUCCGCCAGUCCCACCGUACAGGCAGACACGGCGGUCUCUGCCGCUAUCGCAGCGGUGGCUUUUGCCUUCAGCUGGCUUUUCAACCGAAUAGAAUAGAAUUGAACAGUUUCAGGCGUCCAAAACCAAAAACAAGCAUUAAAGAGAGAACAUUUGAGUGCCGGGCAAUCUACCUUUUGGAACAAACUACUAGUACCACAAAUUUCCAAUAGAUCCGCCAACUGCUCAUAAUGUUUUGUGACUAGUAUGUAAAUUAUGUUCCUUUCAUUUGUACAUAAAGUAAAUUUCCUUUUGU
Messenger RNA from Branchiostoma belcheri (Belcher's lancelet), 999 nucleotides. RefSeq names its product keratin-associated protein 5-3-like. Bases 93 to 803 code for a protein of 236 amino acids. Lineage: Eukaryota; Metazoa; Chordata; Leptocardii; Amphioxiformes; Branchiostomatidae. The transcript has 4 exons. The record is from RefSeq and is a predicted model, not a curated record.